Alternaria rosae is the source of this 2026-nucleotide messenger RNA. RefSeq lists its product as uncharacterized. The record is from RefSeq and is a predicted model, not a curated record. Lineage: Eukaryota; Fungi; Ascomycota; Dothideomycetes; Pleosporales; Pleosporaceae. The coding region runs from base 475 to 1680 and encodes 401 amino acids. The transcript is spliced from 4 exons.
CCGCGAUUGGUCACAUAUCUGGAACAUGACGAGGGUGCAAGCCAACCUGAUGCUUACCGGCUCUUGCUUCAGGCCCGAGUCAGACAAGCCCCAAGCACGUACUAGAAACGUUCACACCGAGACGAGGUUCGGCCAGCGAAUACCCACAUCUUUGAGAUAGUCUUGGGCACAUAGGCAUAAACCUUCCAAUGAAUUGCAUACCUGACAAACACCAUAUCGCGAUAGCUUCUGCGAUCGAGCCCGGCGAGAUCUUCGCCGGACCCUGGGAUGCGGAAGAGUCUCAGGCACUAGCCUAUCUUAUAGUUUAUGCCUUACAUUUCGACACCUGCGGAGCAUCGCUACCUAUAGAUUGUUCCCUCAUCCCGGACGAACACAGCCCUUUUUGGAUGGAACUCCGUUGGACAUCAAUAUACCUAUACCGACCGGACGUUCCCAUCGCAUCCGACCCCUCGGACCCCCGCGAGCGCGAGCAAGAUGUCUACCCAAUUCGAUAACUGGCGCAGCAACCCGAAUGAGUCGCAUUCGAUGUUGAUGAGUGUCUCGACAUGGUCACUUGGUGGAAUCUCUUUCGCCUUUCUGGUCGUUCGCUGUUGGAUCCGUCGUUCCCAAAAGAAGUUCUGGUUUGACGACAUUGUACUCAUCAUCAGCUGGUUCCUGCUCCUUGGUCAACUGAUCUUGAACCAACUUAGCAUCAACCUUGGUUUUGGAAAGCAUGCGCUCGACAUUGACUUCAGCCACUUCGAACGUAUCACGUAUUAUGGCGCAUCCGCGCUCACCUUUUCCAUUAUGGGCAUUAUUCUCAGCAAGAUCUCGUUCGGGCUCACUCUGCUUCGGUUGACAGACGGAUGGCUCAAGGCCUACGUUUGGUUUGCCAUCGCCACACUUUUCAUAUUUGCAGUACCAGUUGCUGUCCUUCCCUGGGUACUGUGCAAGCCAAUAACGAAGACUUUUGUUGAUAUCCUUCCCGGCACAUGUAUCGACAAGAUGCCGUCCGUAAUAUACGGAAGAUUUCAGGCUAUAUGGGCCGCAAUCAUGGACAUUUCUCUAGCAUUGUUGCCUUGGAAGGUCCUCUGGAAGCUACAGAUGCGGACCGCGGAGAAGAUUGGAGUUGGUGUUGCCAUGAGUCUGGGCAUCCUAGCAGGAGUCACGUCUAUUCUCCGAGCCAAAUAUGUCGAACAGCUCCAAACUCAAGAUCUUUCUUACCAAGCGUACAACUCCGUCAUUUGGUCAACAGCAGACACUGCCAUGACUGUUGUUGCCACAUCCAUCCCGGUACUCCGCGUCUUCUUCAAGCAAGCGGUCAACACGGCUAUCUCGCAUUACCACAACUCAACGAGCCGAAGCAACAAAUCGAAAUCUACUGGAACUGGAAGCACUCCUUCCAACCCUUCGAACAAUGCGAGCACGCUUGCAAAUCACAGCGCACGACGAUUGAACAAGAACACAUCCCGCACGUUGGAGAACACCAGCACAGAUUCUUUGGUCGACGACCUGGAGCGUGGCCCCAAAGAGGAGUACAUAGAGCUGGAUGAUGUUAUCGUCGACGAGAAGACUGGAAGGGUUACGGCUGCAACUCCUGACUCAUUGCCUGAGUCCAUGUCACGCGCACCCAUACAUAAUGACGGUUGGCCCUUGGCAGACCAUAUUCAGACGCACAUAGAAGACAUAAGAAGGCUGUAGCCGAACUUACGAACGAUAGCUAGAGACGAAUAAUGCCAUAACGAAGAUGUCUGCUCACGAGUUCUCGGCCGCGAAUCGGCAUCACCCUGAAAACGCUCUCUAUGACUACUGACCAGUCUUGUCAUCCCAAGUAUCGCAUUACUUUCUUCGAACAUCCAGAACAUGAGUAAUGAGGGGCGAAAGGACCCUGAAGACCGAUUCUCGUCGCAGUCUUCUCAUUCGCUUCUGCCCGGUUCCUGGCUCCGCUCUCUCCCGGCUAGCGGCAUCUGAUCUACAGACCCGCCUCCACGAUGCGGCAGGUUCCCAGGUAGCGCCUCUGCACGCCCACCACCAUGACAACGCCUAG